UGGGGCUUGGUCUUGAAGUUUUCAGAUGCAUCUGUAGAUGAAUCAUAACAGCAUCAAGAUGUCGGGACGAACAGGCCGCGCUGAGACCCGAAGUCGGGCUAAAGAUGACAUCAAAAAGGUCCUGGCGGCCAUCGAGAAGGUGCGCAAAUGGGAGAAGAAAUGGGUGACAGUGGGAGACACAUCCUUACGCAUAUUCAAGUGGGUGCCAGUGACAGAAACAAAGCAGAUAUAUCGAACCAAAUCCACAGGUGGAGAUGUGAGAGGAAUGAAAGAUGUGGUCCUGGAAAAUGCUAACUCUUUGUUGGAUUUCACUGAUGAAAACAGCAACCAGAGCUUUAUGUCGGACGUCUACCAGCCUAAAAUGGAUAACAGCAGCAGCACCUCCAGCUCGCAGCAGGUCAGCCCUCCACAUACCUCCAGCCUCCGGACCGAAGACUCUCAGCCACCAAUGCUGGGCCAGGAGAGUGUGGAUGAGCCAGUCCAUUUAAGACAGGAGGGGGCUGAUGAGCCUCCCACUCUCAUCAAGGAGGAUCUUCUUUCAUCAGGAGCUGUCCGACAGAGCACCCCAGAAACACAGGAGGAAUUGGAGGAGUCAGGAGCACCCCCUUUAAAGAAGAUUUGCACAGGAGAAAAUGCUGUUCUGAGAUAGCUCAUUUUUAAUAAUUUUGUCAAAAUGCACACAGUACCUUUCCUUAAUCAGAUUAGCUAGACAUUCAAAACAUAUUCGGAGGUUUUCUUGACAUAUUUACGCAAAUGUUACAUUUCAGCAAAUGAGGGAAAAAACAGCUAAAUCUUUGUUUAAUUUUAAAGGUCUUUAAGGUAUGCGGUUAUAAGUGAUUUUUGAAAUGAAUGGCGGGGAAUUUUCCAAACUUUGUGUGGCAGUUCACUGCUGUUGCAGGCAGUGUAUUUCAAUUUACAUGCUGUAAAUGUUUUCUGGCAACUGUUUCUAAUUUACUCGUUAUGCAAUUGGGCUUUACGUUUGCAUGCAUCCUAUUGCUUUAUUCUUCAGGUUUACAGGCCAUUUUGAAAAGGUGUUAAAUGUGCAGCUUUAUGCAGAUUCAUGUUUAGAUGUGCCAUUUUCUAUUAAAUACAAGGCACUCUCUGGAACAGAUCUUCUCUUGGCUUAUUAAAUGCAAGGAAAUGCUUUUUUAAUAUUUAAAAAUAUAAUUUGCCCAUGUUUAUAACUGCUGACAUUGUAAAACAUAAUAAAUGCUCAUUUCCAAUUCCA
Molecule: messenger RNA, 1228 nt
Organism: Anoplopoma fimbria (sablefish)
Lineage: Eukaryota; Metazoa; Chordata; Actinopteri; Perciformes; Anoplopomatidae
Gene: bcl7bb
Product: BAF chromatin remodeling complex subunit BCL7B b
Exons: 6
Coding region: 38-649 (203 amino acids)
Source: RefSeq, a predicted model, not a curated record